Molecule: messenger RNA, 870 nt
Organism: Capsella rubella
Lineage: Eukaryota; Viridiplantae; Streptophyta; Magnoliopsida; Brassicales; Brassicaceae
Exons: 1
Coding region: 1-870 (289 amino acids)
Source: RefSeq, a predicted model, not a curated record
AUGCUUCUUAACCUAAGACCCUUGGGAGAGAGGUUCCUAAAAUCUAAGAUAGGCAAUGGCCAUAAUGCUUUCUUUUGGUUUGACUGCUGGACCCCUUUUGGCCCCUUGAUUAAGUUCUUAGGAAAUACUGGUCCCAGAUCUCUGCGCCUACCUUUGGAUGCUAAAGUGAGUGAUGCUUGUUCUGAAGUUGGAUGGCUUUUGCCUUCGCCAAGAUCUGACAAUGCGCUUCUGCUGCACUCACACCUCACAACAAUCCGGUUGCCUUCCCAGGCCUCUCACGCAGACUGUUUCUUUUGGGAAGUUAAUGGGACUAAGUGCUCUGGCUUUUCCUCUUCUUCUACUUGGGAUGCUCUAAGGCCUAGAGAGGAGACAAAGCGCUGGACAAAAUCGGUCUGGUUCAAGGGAGCUGUCCCGAAGAUGGCUUUCAACAUGUGGGUUACUUGCUGGAACAGGCUCCCGACAAGACAGAGGCUCCACGCCUGGGGAGUUAUUCCCACAGAUGAGUGUUGUUUAUGUUCAAAGGAGCCUGAGUCUAGGGAUCAUCUCCUCAUUUCUUGCGACUUUGCGGCUGUUAUCUGGUCUGCUGUUUUCCGCAGAUUAUCCCGCCAAAGUCGCCCUUUCCUCAGCUGGGCGGAGCUCCUCUCCUGGUCUAGACACGCCUCUUCUCAGGCACCUUCUAUCCUUCGAAAGCUUGCCGUCCAGGUGUCGGUCUACCACAUCUGGCGCCAACGUAACAAUGUUCUGCAUAACAACAUCAGCAUCCCGCCCAUGACCAUCUUUAAGUUUAUCGACAGAGAGGUCCGCAACAUUAUUUCUGGAAGAAGACAUAGAAAGAGGUGGCAGCCCUUGAUGCUCCUGUGGCUUGGCUAA